This is a messenger RNA of Mytilus trossulus (common blue mussel), 4843 nucleotides long. Its product is annotated as acetylcholine receptor subunit beta-like 1. The transcript has 6 exons. Gene Ontology annotation, cellular component: synapse; plasma membrane; neuron projection. The record is from RefSeq and is a predicted model, not a curated record. Gene Ontology annotation, molecular function: acetylcholine-gated monoatomic cation-selective channel activity; transmembrane signaling receptor activity. The coding region runs from base 57 to 1658 and encodes 533 amino acids. Lineage: Eukaryota; Metazoa; Mollusca; Bivalvia; Mytilida; Mytilidae. Gene Ontology annotation, biological process: nervous system process; chemical synaptic transmission; monoatomic ion transmembrane transport.
UGUCCUACACUCCAUUUAUGUUCUGACUUUGUGUGUUAAGAGAAAUAUUAUGCAGUAUGAUUUUAAAGUAUCAUUGUUCGCUCUAUGCGAUUUUUUCCUGUCUAACAGUUAUGACAGCAAUAUGUCAUGGAAAUCGCAUAAAGAGAGGACUAGGGAGUGAUGAUGAAGUUAGACUUGUUAAUGACUUGUUUGGAGAAAAAAGUGGAUAUAAUCCCUUAAUUAGACCAGUUGAAAAUGUCAAUGACACCCUAACAGUUGCAUUCAAUGUUGCAUUGAGCCAGUUGAUCAAUAUUGAUGAAAAGAAUCAGAUAAUGAAGACAAAUGUCUGGCUUCAGAUGUAUUGGCAUGACUACCAAAUUAGGUGGGACCCUUCACUUUAUGGUGGCAUUAAAAAUAUACGCAUUGAUCAUGAGAAGAUAUGGAGACCCGAUAUUGUCUUAUUCAACAAUGCUGAUGGAAAUUAUGAAGUAUCUUACAAAUCCAAUGUAGUGCUGAAUUUUAGUGGUGAUCAUUACUGGGUUCCACCAGCAAUAUAUAAAAGUUCUUGUACAAUUGAUGUGCAAUAUUUUCCUUUUGACCAACAAAUAUGUGAAAUGAAAUUUGGAUCAUGGACAUUCAAGGGAGACCAAUUACAAUUUAAGUUUUAUAUGAAUAUGGAUUUUGUUGAUCCAACUGACUACCUAAAGAGUGGUACCUGGGAUAUUAUUGAAUUUCCUGGCAAAAUUCAAAGAAUCAAUGAUACAGAAUCUCAUGAUUACAAAUAUCUUAUUGUUUUCAAAUUCAUUCUAAGAAGGAAAACCUUGUUUUAUACAGUGAAUUUGAUCAUACCAUGUGUUCUUAUAUCCUUUGUUAGCAUUUGUGUGUUUGCUUUACCAGCUGAUGCAGGAGAAAAGAUAACUCUUUGUAUUUCUAUUUUACUUGCAUUGGUUGUGUUUUUAUUGCUGAUUUCAAAAAUUCUACCUCCUUCAUUAAAGAUACCAUUGAUAGCAAAAUAUCUACUAUUUACGUUUAUAAUGAACAUAUUUGCUAUUUGUUUGACUGUAGUUGUGAUUAAUAGGAACUAUAGAACUCCUAGAACGCACAAAAUGCCUUACUGGGUGCGAUUUGUAUUUUUAUACAUGCUUCCAAAACUACUUUUUCUUGAACGUCCAAAUCAUGAUAUCAGAUGGCGUCACGUUAAUGAACAGACUACAUCUAAUCAAGCAAAUCAAGUGAAACAACAACAGCAAGUUCAUCAAACAAGCUAUUUUUCUCCAGAGCAUCAUCAAGUCUCAAGUAGUAGACAAUCCAGUUUGUUGGAGUUAACUGAGAUCCAUCAUCCGAGUUGCAGACUAAGUCCAAACCAAAUCAAUUGUGAAAUGAGUGAUGAAAAUGGUGAACAGUUCCCAAAGAGAGUUACAGCUGAAUUACAUAAAGCUACAGAAGCUCUUAGUUUUAUAACAUGUCAUCUGGAAACUGAGAAUGAGUUUGAAACAGUUUUAGAUGAUUGGCGGUAUGUAGCCUUGGUUAUAGACCGACUUUUGUUUUAUGUCUUCCUGAUUGUAACCAUUGGUGGAACUCUGGGAAUUUUAAUGCAAGCCCCUCAUAUUUUAGAGUUUGUUGACCAAGAUGAAAUUAUUGAGAAUGUGAUACGAAAAAUCAACACAAUAAAGAAUUAAAAGUUGAAUAGAACAUGAAAGUGUCUAUGAUUAUGAUGAGUGUUACUGGAAUGAACUUUUUAAAACAUAUAACUAUUGAAGUUACUGUGCAUUAGUGGUAUGGAGAUAAACAUAUAUACUAUUAGUUGUAAUUUGCAUUAGUGGUAUGGAAUUAAACAUGUAUACUAUUUUAAAAAGUUACUUUGCAUAAGUGGUAUGGAGAUAAACAUAUAUAUACUAUUAAAGUUACUGUGCAUUAGUGGAAGUUGUAGAUGGAAGUGCACUUAUCUCAUCAGUGAUGAUUUGAACUUAACUCAAUAUCAUUGUAUAAUUUUAUUUUUGUUAUUUAAUAUUUAUGCCCCUCUAUAGCAGGGGAGGCAUUAUUAUGUUUUACUUGUUUUUUAUUGCAAUACUUUAUAUAUACAUAUUAUGGACAUUGUGGUAUAUUACCGUUGAUCUGCAUCAAUACAAAGGGUGAAAAAAAAAAUUAAAUUGAUGAAUCUCAAUUUUAGGUUAUCAUGGUUAUGUUCAAAUCAAAACUUCAUUUUCAAUUAAAGUUAACUAGAACACACCCGCGAAAUCGCGGGCAUAUACAGCUUGUGAACUGUUGUAGGAUGAUUUUUUGUAAAAGAUAUUAUGUAUGGAGAAUAACAUAAAAGGUAUCUCCCUUUUUCCAAAGUCCGAUUUGUUUCCUUUCUGUUAAAUUCAAUUAUAUUCGUGUUUCUGGCCUACGACCACAAUUCUUCUCACUUAAUAAUAAUAAAUAAGCUUUAUUUAGAGUCGGCAUGGUAUAUAAAACAUAGACAAACAUAAGCUCUAAUGAGCUUUUAACCGACAGAAACAAUGCUUCUUUUGGUAAAAGUCAAAUCAAAUUAAACAUUUGCACAUUUUUAAGCAUGAAAUAAAUGUAACUGUUUAUAUAUAUAUACCCUUAUAGUCUUAAAAAUAAUGCUUCUAUGACAAUCCAUCAAUACUUUUUUUUGAGAGCCUUAUUAACAUACCAAUGGUAGGAUUGAAUCAUGUAUAAAUGACUAAUACCGACUAAGGCUAAUUUGAGGGGUUGUCGAUCGGAGGGGUCCUGAUCCCGAAAUCCCGGGCUUAAAACCAUGAAAUCCCGAGAUGCAGAAUUUAAAGAAAUUAAUAUCCCGAAAUCGAAAAAUAUAUUACCGAAUCUCGUAAGGAUUAAUCCCCAAAUUCCUAGCUUUAAAACACUUGAUCCCGACGUCCCGAAAAAGGUCCUGCCUCCCUCUAAUCUCUACCUUACUUUCAUUUUUGCCAAAUCACUAUUUUCCCUUUUAACAAUGUUUUUAUGCCCCCAUUAUGGUCAUUAUGUUUUCUAGUCUGUGCAUCCGUGCGUUCGUUUUCGUUUGUUCGGUCGUCCGUCCGUCCGUCUCGUCCGUCUGUCCCACUUCAGGUAAAAGUUUUUAGUCGAGGUAGUUUUAGAUGAAGUUUAGCAUGUUUUAUUUAUUUAAUAUAUAUACAAGUGGUAUGACCCCUUCAAUAGUAAACAUUUAAAAAAAAACAGUAAACAGAAUCAGGGACUUUCUAUACUAACAUAGAAAUUCCCCGACAGAAUACAGAGACUCUCUAUAUAUAUUAAAGUAGUAUACUCGUAGUUUACAUGUUACUUUUUUGCAGAUAAACGCGAAAAAUAUUUGUCCGCUCUAAGGAAGUAUAAUAGUUGUGAUUUUUGCGAUCUAAACACCAUGAUAUGGAGAACGCUCUACGAUUGGUUGUACUUUUGUCACAUGUUUUACUUUUUUUUUAAUAUAAAUGCAACUGGUAUGACCCCUCAAAUAGUAAACAUAUAAAAAAAAACAGUAGACAGAAUACAGAGAGUCUCUAUAUAGUAAAGUAGUAUAAUCGUAGUUUACAUGUAGGUAAACGCGAAAAAUGAUUGUCCUCUCUAAGGAGGUAUAAUAGUUGUGGUUCUUGCGAUCUAAAAACCAUGAUAUUGAGAACGCUCUGAUUGGCUUAUCUAUUUUUCAUUUUUGUUAUCUAUCAUGCGAUUGGUUCAUGUUUCAAACAGGAAGUCUUAUCUAUGACUAAAAGUCAGUCUGAUGACGGAAUCAUAUCCGGACUCCUUUUUGUCGUUUUUCUCCCAAAAUAACUCAAUCUGAAUAAUCAUAAGAAUAGAUGACAAAUGCGACUAUGCAUGUUACCUAUAGGACACAGAGGCAUGAUGAUUGAUUUAUUGUGGAAGGAAGAGAAGCGACACCCAAAAUGAGGUCUUCUCGUUUAAUAGUAUAGAUUAGCAGGGAAAGUUUUUACUGAAUAAAAUAUUUUUGUUGAUUUAUGUUAUGCAUAAAUGAAAAAAAAAUUGCGCAAAGAGGACUUAAUUUAGUAUAUAUGCUUUCACAAUGUUGGAUGAAAUACAGUCUUAGAAUUUUAUUGAUUUGAUUUGGCUUCUUCCUAGAUUAAGGAUAAUGUAAUCAUAAGGUGGCACCUGACCCUCAACCAACCUAUAGAAAAAUAACAAUCUUUUUUGCUUUUGUCGGUCUUUAAGUGGUGAUAGCUUUAUAUCUUGCAUCAUAUUUGUGAUGCAUCCAUCAUCUCUUGAUUUGUAGUCUUUAUUUAUAAAAUGCACCACCCUUCUGUGUAUCCUUUCUAGUUGGUCUUUCCUUUUGUUGUAUACAUAUGGUUCCCAUUUAAUGGCUCCAUAUUUGUGCAUUUUUCUUACAUUCUUCAGGGCAAUGUUGUAAAAUCUGAGGGAUUCCAAGGUAAAACUUGCGUUUUUUGCUGGUGUUUGCUAAAUGUAUCCCUCAUUUUGGGUCCAAAGAAAUUUUAAUUCUUGGGUAAAGGGGGUAAGAGAAAUACCACAAAGGACCUACUUAGUACACUUAGACCUGAGUUAGUAUAAGGGACCUGAUGGAAUGAUACAAUUGGCACAAAGGACAUACCAUAUAGAAGUAGACUUUGUAAUAAUACAUAAUUUCAAACUGUAUAAACAUAUCUUAAGUAAUUAGAAAGUGAUUGAAUGUUUUAUUAACGUUCACCAAACUCAGUUGAUUGUCACUUACAAAUGUACGUAAUUGUUUGUUCAAUCUUGACUUGUCUUGAAUCUACUUGUAUACUGUAAACACGUACUUGGUAUAUAUGGUAUUUCAAAUGGUUCAAUUUUUUGGUUUGUUUGUUACUGCCAUAUUUAUAUAUUUUGUAUUUCUGUCUGUUAUAUUUUAAACUUCUAUGUGAUUGUGUAUUUUCUA